AUGGUCACUUCAAACUGGCAGUCCGAAAAGCGUCUGUUAUGGAAUCCGCGGCAAGGAAACAAAUUCAUCGUAGGCGGGGGAUCGCAGAUAACGCUGUACGAAUGGACCGAAGAAUACCCUGAAAUUCGACAUAUAACAUCCCAGCAUGACCUUCAGUACAUGAAGUGUUUUGCCUGGUCCCCAGACCCGUAUUUCGACGAUCUCGUUGCUGUUGGUAACAGCUCUGGCCGUGUGGACCUUUUUCGGCUGGAAGCGUCGAAAUACGCGCGUCGAAACAAUGUUCUUUCGAUGGGACCGACCAUUUCUUUCCCGUUGAGGAAUACUCGGUCGUGCAACGCGUUGUCCUUCUGUUCGGCGGAUCCCAAUUAUCUUGCUGUCGGGCUCGAUAAAGCGCGUGGAGACUGCAGUCUUGUAAUUUAUGACAUCGCUAGCAGUCUUCCCAGUCUUGUUCUGCCUGUGGACCCAGUGGAGACCGUCAGCUCUGCGUCCAGACGCCAACCACAGAUUCCUCGAGCGGACCUUGGGCCUCGUACUGACGCACGCAUCCUGCAGCAGCAUGCUCCUACUGAAAUCGUAUCUGCUCUUUCGUUUCUCCCAAAUUCAACCAAUCUCCUCCUUGCCAGCAUAUCGUCACGGUGGUUACGGUUGUUCGACUUGCGCUCACCUAUGCCCGCAACGACCAAUGUUGCAUCCAAGGUUUAUGGCAUCGCAACGGAUCCUUUUGAACCAAGACGCAUCGCCUCCUUUGGGGAUGGUAUUGUCACUGUGUGGGAUACGAGGAAGUUUGUACAGCCCCUCCUCACCUUCACUGAGAGGGAAGCGUCUGCAGCCGAUGGCGCUGUUAGGGAUUAUAUCCAACCAUACAAUAUUGUUGAGUUUUCCUCGACAAGACGAGGGACCCUGGCCACAUUGGAGAGAAACGCUUUGAGAGUGAGAAUGUGGGACAUCAUGGAAGCCCAAGCUCAAUUGAUGAACGACAGAUCCUCUGAUGGAGAGAAAUCGCGAGAUUCGGCACCUUCAAGCCGGACGACGAAGCGAUCGUGGCCAAACUUACCGUGGGGUGGUGCGGCGAAUACAGACACGGCUGUACCAUCAGGAAGAGAACCAGCGUCUCAGGCGAACAUGAUUCUGUAUGACACUCGCCAAACCAAGUCAUUCGAUCGACCGUUGGCAUCUUUUGCUCUAGUUCCGUCGACUUGUGCCCAUCCUCUUUCAUCUAACAUCAUGGUUGUCAACAAGGAAGGAGAUUUAGAGCUUCACGCCGUCUACGAUACCCCAAAACAAGCAGCUUGGAGUGCUCGUGGAGAUCUUGUUAUAGGAGCAGGACUUUCAUAUCGUGUUCUGUCGGCCGUCAGGGACGUCGAAACCCCUCCGGAACCUUGGGAUAUCCUCAAGGAUGACCCUGAAAGUCAGGCAAAGAGCAAUCCUCCUUCGCGCUCACAAUCCCGCCGGGGUAGAGAGAGAACCACGCCACCAGAUCCUGACAAGUCUGCUACUCCGCCAUUGUUUGGCCGUGGAGAUGAAGAUGGUUUCCCCCCGCUUUCUGGAGGCAUAACUGCCACAAAGGCCACCGCGAAUCUAGCUGCGACUCGUCCUGAAAAACGAUCAUUCAGUCCAGCGUCCUUGAGAGUGCAUGAUCAACACUUGGAAGCGCAUAGCGGGCCAUUGAAACGUUCAUUAUCAAGACCACGGAAUGACACAGGGGGUACCUCGGAUAAGCUGGCUGCUGCACGUCCUUAUCCCGUCGGUCGCAGCUUGAGCAGAGGGAAGAAGCAGCCUCUCAAGGGUAUAGCCGCGGUGAUUCAGGCUGAUAUUUCUAUGGUGAUGCGACGACGGGCAAUCCGUGGAUACGGCCUCAAUAGCCCUGAUCACAAUUCCCUUGUAGCUCAGGACGACCAUGAUCCAUAUGAUGGCUCAUCUCAAAUGCUUUCCGAUGUUUGGAAGUGGAUAUCAUAUAGUCGUGAUAUUCUUUGCGUACCGUCGUCAAAGCUUCAUGGUUAUGAUUUCAGCUAUGAGGGUCUACUCAGCAUUUGGGAGGGGUUCCCAGCGUUCACGCACGCAUCUUACGAGGCCCCGUCGGCUUAUGGCAAUACACUUAAUGUCGCUGAUGCUUCGGAUUCUUACCAAGGACGUCGUACUGCAUCGCCUGUAGUUGAUUUACAGGCCAACUUCUUCGCCGCUCUCUCGGAAUUGUUGGCCCGUAGUGAUCUGGACUUGGUCAGGUGGAAGCCUGUAGUGACAACAUCCAAGCUGUUGCAAAGACAAGUGGCCCUUCAAUUGACAGGUUGGAGCCUUAGGGAAGAGGAAUUGAUGGCGGAUAUCAAGAGAUGGGAGGGUGACGGAAAGAUCUCUCGAGCAGCGUGCUGGUUAGUUUUUACCAAACAUUAUGCUAAGGCAGUGGAACUGCUUCUGCGAAGCGAAGAUGAGAGUCACCAUAUGAUGUCCGGAAUUCUUGCGGCUCUAACGCCGCACGGUUCGUCUGCUGCUUUCAGACAUUCGGAGCUGAGGGAACGUGUAAUCGUCAAGCUGCAGGAUCCCUACUUCCGAGCUAUGCUCGUCCACUUGACGUUGGGUGACUGGCGCGAGGUUCUCGACGAAGAGGUUUUACCUUUCCGAGAACGUCUUGCCAUCGCUUUCCAGUUUCUCGACGACAAGACUUUGACUUCAUAUUUGAGACGAGUGAAGGAGCGGAGGGUCCGUGGGGACAUUGACGCUAUGAUCGUCACCGGGUUGACUAAAUCCGGGAUAGAUCUUCUCCAAGCUUAUGUGGACAAAUCUGGAGAUAUACAGACCGCUGCUAUCAUGUCCUCUUAUGUUUGCCCAACCAAGUUUUCUGACGUGCGGGUCGAUCGGUGGUUGGAUGCCUACCGAGAUCUUCUGGAUGGGUUCAAGCUCUUCCACCAUCGGGUGGAUUUUGAUAUCACUCGUGGUCGCCUGAUCCAGGGGGCGAUUGAGGAGGGGUGUAUACCACCUCGCGAGUGGGUGCCUAGGCAAAUUCUGAUUAGGUGUAACUAUUGUAAUAAGCACCUCAGCGACGAGGGGCCUGAGAGCGUACGACGUGGAAAGGCUGCAUGCCCUCAUUGCGGACGUUCCUUGCCCCGAUGUUCUGUUUGUCUUAUGACUCUGAGCGUUAUUCCCGACGGCGCUCGGGAUGUGGAGCUUGCGCGUUCGCAGGCUCAAUACACAGAUACUAUCGAUGAUGCUAUUGUUAUGUGCCAGACCUGCAGGCAUGGUGGGCAUGCCUCACAUAUACUUGAUUGGUUUUUCGGAGAGGAUGGAGAUCAAUGUCAUGCGACAUGCGCCGUAGCCAAUUGUGAUUGUACAUGUGCUAACGAAUUUUGA
Molecule: messenger RNA, 3342 nt
Organism: Guyanagaster necrorhizus
Lineage: Eukaryota; Fungi; Basidiomycota; Agaricomycetes; Agaricales; Physalacriaceae
Exons: 9
Coding region: 1-3342 (1113 amino acids)
Biological process (GO): positive regulation of TORC1 signaling
Cellular component (GO): cytoplasm
Molecular function (GO): protein binding
Source: RefSeq, a predicted model, not a curated record